UUGGGUUCCUAUUAUCUCUACCUAGGUCUAACUUAAUUCUUAUUAAAUAUAUAUCAUAUCCUAAAAUUAAAGAACAAAAUAACUAAUCUAUUUUUUAAAAAAUGAAUUCAGUUUAUAUUAACCAUGUUGUCAAACAAAAGAAAAAUAAAAAAUCAAUUGAGGUAAUUUAGAAACAUGAAGGAUAAUCAUUUAUUUAUGAUAGAUAAAAGACAAGUUGAACCAUGUUGUCAACAAAAAAAAGACCAGUUGAACCCAAUCAGUUUCUUCUCUGCGUUAUUAACCCCAACUUGCAGCACGCUGCACGUCUUUUCCACAGUUUCGACGAAACGGUGAACUUUUCUUCCCCGCGUUAUUGUCCCCAACUUCCAGCACGAUCCACCUCUUUUUCACAGUUUCAAGCGUCGCUGGCUAUUGAUUAUAUAUAUAUGUGUGUUGUGCUAAGUUUAUAACUGCAACAAUCCAAGUGUCUUGAACAAGAUUCUCUUAUCCAAGUUCAGAUUUAGCUUCAGUACCAAGUCAAUGGGGGCUGUUGGAAUAGUCUCUCAACUACUGUUGAAAUACUCAAGCUCCGAUAAGGAUGAAACCAACGAACAAGCCCUGUGUUUGUACACAUCCGCUUGUGAAGAAGAUCCAGAGCUCAAAUCAUUUGGUUCUUCGCUUGAGCAACAAUUUAGCAAACUGAAGAGCUCGCUCGCUAUUACAGGAGGCAAGACUGAACCCCUAAAGUCAGUCAAGUCGGUGUGCGGGUUUCUAGUUGAAAUGAACCAAAAUUUGGCCAAGGAAAUUACCGACAACAAAGAUGUACUGAAGGACGAAGAACUAAGGUCUUUGGUUGAUCUCUAUUAUGAGAGUUCCACCAAGACUUUGGAUCUAUUUAAUACGGUGGGGAAUUGCGCCAAUAAAGCAAAAUUAAGCAUUGUGAUCACCCGAACCGCGAUCCAACAGUUUGAAAAGGAGUCGAAGGACGCAGAAGAUAGUGGAGGAAACAAGAAGAAGUACGAGGAUACGUUGGAGGAGCUGAACAAGGUUAAAGCAAUGGGAGAUCCUUUUGGUGACGAGUAUAAGAAUCAGAUGAAGUCUGUACAUGAUGAGCAGAUUAUUCUUUUAGAGAAGGUCCAUGAGCUGGCGUUGAAGCUUGAUAGUAAAAAGAAGAUAUUAAAGAGAAGGAGGAGACUGGUGACUAUUGUUUACGCAACUGCGGCUAUGUCUUUUGUGGCCGUACAGAUUUGUCUAUGCGUAGUCAUACCUCCGUUGGGGCCGUAUGUUGCGCUCGCGGCUGGGAUUGGGUUGAGCUACGUGAUUGGAACUGUAGGAGUAAUGGUCCAUGCGGUGUUGAAGAACCGUGAGAAGGAUUUGGAUAGACAGAAAGAGGUGGUCAAUAAAGUGGAGGACAUCACGAAAGUCAACAUCCAAGGGACAAAUACGAUAAACAGCCUAGUGGACAAGCUUAUUAACAGUCUCUCAUUGAUUUUGUUGUCAGUGGAGGGUGCUGUGGUGAAAAGAGAAGAGGAGGCCGUAAAACUUAGGAUGGAAGCGAUCCGUGACGAAGUGGAUACGUUUGCUACGGCAGUCAAGGAAGUUAGUGAAGCUGUGGCUACGUGUAGCACAUGUGUGGCUUCGGGGAAACUACAAGUUCUGGAACACGUAACCAAUUCCAUGUCAUCGAAAGGGAAGAAACUACACGUUUUGGAACGCAUAACCAAUAAAAUGUCAUCGAAAGGGAAGAAGAAGUAAACUAUCCAAUGCCUUUGGGAACCCACGAUUAUCAGAAAAAAAAAACUAUCCAAUGUAUUUUUACUUUUAUAUUAAUGUUUGAAGUGUGCGAAACUCUUGUUUUAUGUGUGAAUUAUAAUUGGGCUUUACGUCUUAUUUUCCUUUCAGUUUGUCAUGUCGGCCAUAUCCAUCAUAUACGAUAGGAUCGGUUUAUGUACGUUUAAAUAAAUUAAUAUUUUAUUAUAUAUAUAUAUAUAUAUAUAUAUAUAUUUGUUUUUUUU
Molecule: messenger RNA, 1994 nt
Organism: Brassica napus (rape)
Lineage: Eukaryota; Viridiplantae; Streptophyta; Magnoliopsida; Brassicales; Brassicaceae
Product: UPF0496 protein At5g66660-like
Exons: 2
Coding region: 520-1734 (404 amino acids)
Source: RefSeq, a predicted model, not a curated record